Molecule: messenger RNA, 3618 nt
Organism: Carassius gibelio (silver crucian carp)
Lineage: Eukaryota; Metazoa; Chordata; Actinopteri; Cypriniformes; Cyprinidae
Product: regulator of G-protein signaling 12
Exons: 15
Coding region: 283-2442 (719 amino acids)
Biological process (GO): signal transduction
Molecular function (GO): GTPase activator activity
Source: RefSeq, a predicted model, not a curated record
ACACAGGUCAAGCAAAGAGAGGAACGAGAGUAUCCCAUCGUGUUCUUCUCCUUCUGAAUUUCUCACUCACAUCCCAAGCACUUUCUGUGGAAAUCGGAGGUUGCUGUAGUAACUGCAUAGAAUCAGAACGGAACUUCCUGGUCAGUAAGACUGCCUUGCACUCAGAGAGCAUGUCAGCUCUUGCUGUGGAGGAAUGAAAUGAGUGCAGUCUAGGCGUAAGAGCAGUAUGGAUUCACCAGUCAGAGCGUUGGGUCUCUACACGUUAGGAGCUGCGCUAUAUGAAUGGACACACAUCGCAAAAACAGCAUGAGUCUGAAAAAGAGACUGUCGUUUAAAAGGGUCUGUUACUUUCAUACGUCUGCAGCUGUCUCCGAUGGUGAGCUGAACAGUGUGGACCUGAAAGGCUGCGGCAGUGAUAACAGUCUGAACAGCAAUGCCAGCCUACCUAGCGUGCAGUGCCAUAGACGCCACACUGAACGGCGCGUUGCAUCAUGGGCCGUCUGCUUCGAGCGGCUGCUACAGGAUCCCGUCGGUGUCCGAUACUUCUCGGAGUUUCUGAAGAAGGAAUUCAGUGAGGAGAAUAUUUUAUUUUGGCAAGCGUGUGAAUAUUUCAGUCAUGUUCCUGAAACAGACAAGAAACAGCUGUCCCAGAGGGCCCGAGAGAUCUACAACAGCUUCCUGUCGAGUAAGGCCACCACACCCGUCAACAUUGAUAGUCAGGCUCAGCUGGCUGAUGACAUCCUCAACGCUCCGAGGCCAGACAUGUUCAAAGAGCAGCAGCUACAGAUCUUUAACCUGAUGAAGUUUGACAGUUACACUCGCUUCCUAAAGUCCUACCUGUAUCAAGAAUGUAUGCUUGCAGAGGUGGAGGGCCGUCCUCUUCCAGACCCCUACCAGGUCCCCAGUAGUCCCACGUCCAAACACAGCACAAGCUCUGACCGCUCCAACCUCUCUACACCUAAAAAGGAUGACAAAAAGAGUAAAUCGGGAAGGUCACUAAAUGAAGACAGCAGAGAUGAACAUAGCGAUAAAAAGAAAAGUGUUUUCUUCUCCUGGUCCAGAAAUAGAAGUUUCGGAAAAGGAUCUAAGAAGAAGGACCUUGGAGACUACAGCUUUACUGGUAAUAACGGACGGAGAGAAUCACAGGGCUCUUUGUCGUCUGGUGCGAGUUUGGAACUCGCAACCUCUGGGUCUGGAAAAAACGAGGCUGAGGUGUCGCGUAACUCCAUGUCGUUGUCUGAGCGUGCCGUGCGUCACUGUAACAUUAACCUUCCGGAUGGUUCAUGCAGCUCAGUACCCAUCAGGCCUGGCGUCUCCAUCAGAGAGCUGCUCUUAGGCUUGUGUGAGAAGCUCGGCAUUAAUCUGGCUGCUGUGGAUCUGUUCUUAGUAGGAGGAGAAAAGCCUUUAGUGUUGGACCAGGACUGCAUGACACUGUGCUCCAGAGAUCUGCGGCUGGAGAAACGCACGCUAUUCCGACUGGAUCUGGUGCCUAUAAACCGUUCUGUUGGGCUGAAAGCAAAACCCACCAAGCCAGUUACAGAAGUGCUGAGGCCGGUGGUGGCCAAAUAUGGCCUGAACUUAGGAGACCUGGUGGCCAGGAUAAGUGGAGAGAAAGAGCCGCUGGAUCUUGGUCUUCCUAUAUCUAAUCUAGAUGGACUGAGGGUGGUCCUGGAAGCAGGAGAACACGUUCCAGGAAAAGACAAACAAAAGCUGGUCUCAUCUAAAAGUCUUGGUCCACCUCUGUCUACGCGAAGCCAGUCUGCCACAGGGGAGGACAAAGCGGCAGGAAAGGCUUCGGCUGUGAAAACCAGGGCCCAGGUGGAAAAUCGCAAACAGAAAAAGCUUAAUAUAGAUGAAGCUGAAGAAUUCUUCGAGCUCAUAUCCAAAGCACAGAGCAACAGAGCUGACGACCAGCGGGGUUUGCUGAACAAAUCCAACCUUGUCCUUCCGGAGUUCCUGCGCCUCGACACGGAAGCAGACAGCAACAACCUCAGCUCCACCCCAGUCUCCCACAAGAACCGGCCCCGAUCCAAGGAGAACGGCUCCGCACUCAGUGCCAGCCACCAAUCGCAGAGCUUAGAUUCAACUGUGGAUGGCACAGCACCUAGACGCGCUCUGCUUCCUUCCAAUAACGCUCUCAGAAACACAGCAGGCCGAAAUCCACCACCAUUUAGUUCCUCACUAUCCCCAGUACCACACUUGCAAAGAGGGGGCUCGUCCGGGAUCACAGACUGGAGGAGUGACGGAGGGGUCCAGGCACUGGAGGAAGAGGAGAGCAGCACGGACCUGACAUUUGUCGCAGAAGGCGACAUCACAAGCCCUAACAGCUCUCUCCUUCACCAUUCCCCUAUGCCUCUCCUUCCCUCCCCAGACCGACUGCACCUCCUGAGGGAGGACACUUUCCAGGACAGCUGGGCUCGAUCAGGUACCUCUCCUGUGUGAACAAACUACGCUCGCAUGUGUUAUCCUCACCUCUCUCUGGUCCCUCCUGAAGAUGUGUGUGAUUUCUGAGUGCUGUGGAUUUGCUGUGUUCCUCAUCGUAAGCCCUAUGCCAAACCCUGGCAAAACCACCUCCUUCCCAUGUACAUUUGACACCCUUUAAGCACUUUAAUGAAGAAUCGAAAAAGAGACUUCUACCUACAAUGCAUUUGACAGUUUAUUUUCCCCUGAAAGUAUUUUAAAACAACUAGCCACACACAAUCUUGACAAUCAUUGACUUUACCCAGCUUUUAUUCCACUGAGAGAAACAAUAGAAUUACUGUAGCCAGUCGGACUGAUUUGAGGUUAGUAGUGAACUGUCUUCCUUGCUUUCUGCAUAAAUCUGCCCUCUGGCUGAUCACAUGAUGGCCUUAACAGGAGCCACGACUGACUGAACUAAACAUGUGAUAGUUCAUCGAUGUUAAAUAUAAACUACACACCAGACGUGGAGUGUUUGAAGUGACAAACACCCUCGUUUAUGCAUGAAUAUAUUUAUCUGUUCAAAAGAGUUGUUCAAAUGAUGUGAAUACACAAAAUGGACUAAAACAUAAACGGCCUCGAUCAGUUUUAGUACGACAAAGGCCUCACCUUACCUCUCAAUGGUUAACAGUAGCGUGCCUUCCAUGAACCUAUCCAUGAAACCUAAAUAUCGACAAAGAGUCUUCAGUAACUUCUCAUGACCUCACGUUUCUAUAUUUCAAUCUUAAAUUGAGACCUCAGAGCUUUUAUUUUUUAAUUUUUCCAUCGUAUUCUUACAUAAACGCAAUUCAACAAUGUGUAGUUACACAGAUCGCUUCCUGUUUAUCAUCAUGACAUCACUUCCAUGUUUUUUUUUAAGCUACGGUAUCAUAUGUUACUUAUGUAAUUGUGUAAUAUAAUCCUAAAAAAGGAUUAAUUUAUCCAGGAUGAAACUUCAGUAUAUCUUGAUAAAAUACUAAAUGUGUACAUAGUUUCUGUUACAUAUGUGUGAUUUAUUGCUAUGUUGAGUUGCCGACAUUGUUGAAUUGUUCUCCAUUCAGUUCCUUCCUGUAGCAGUCUUUUUUGUAGAGAACCAAUAUCUCUACUCGGAAUGAUAUUUCUGCAAACCUGUAAAUAGAGUUAAAUAAAUGUUAGGGGUGAGAUCUUUCUCCCUUCCUCUUA